AUGGACAACAUGGCGGAUCAGAUGGCAUUUCUCCUUUUCGGAGAUCAAUCUCUAGAUACACAUGGUUUCUUAGCCGACUUCUACAGAAGAGGGAACCCUAGUGUUCUGUCGAAAGAGUUCCUCCGACUAGCAGGCGAUGCCCUACGAGACGAGAUAGAUCGACUGCCCCGAGGAGAGCGAAAAAAGAUCCCAAUAUUUCGAACUUUGCAGCAACUCAACGAAAGAUACCAUGCGCAGCCAAUCAAAUUCCCUGGGAUCGACAGCGCCUUGUUAUGUAUAACGCAAUUAGCACAUUAUAUCGACCGCUCCGAGAAAGAAUACGAAGAUGCCACCAGCCACAACAACACAAAACUCUCUGGACUUUGCACGGGUCUAUUCGCCGCGACCGCCAUCGCGUCGAGUCAUUCACUCUCUACCCUUCUCCCGAUCGCCGUCCAAGUUGUUUUGAUGGCAUUCAGAACCGGGUCCCACGUGGCUUCGUUAGCAGAAAGACUUAGCCCAUCUGGUGCAAAGUCCGAGAGCUGGACAUAUGUCCUCCCUAGCGUUCAGGAGACGCAAGCAAAUUCCAUUCUCGAGGAGUUUCACAAAUCCGAGGGAAUCUCACAAGCUGCAAAAGCCUAUGUAAGCGCCGUCUCCGCAAAUAAUAUUGCAAUUUCUGGUCCGCCAGGAACGCUACGGACUCUAUUCAGCAAGGAUUUGUUUGAGUCGAGACCAACGGCAAUACCAGUGUAUGGUCCAUACCAUGCUUCCCAUUUGCACAACUCGUUAGACAUUAGGAAGAUGCUGCGACUCGACGAUGAGGCUGUUGCCGCCGUUCUCGCGGGAUCCAAACCCCGUAGUGUUGUUAUGUCCUGCGUUACGGGUGCACCUUUUCCCGAGACUGAGACCGACGCGCUUCUCACUGCCGUAGUUCACGAAAUACUGAAUGGGCCAUUGUUAUUUCACAAGACUCUAAGCGGAAACGCUAACGAGGCACACGGGUUCAGCGGAUCUCGUAUUUUGGUGAUUCCCUACGGCCCAACUCAGGCUGCCAGCACAUUGGCAAACGUAUUCCGGUCACAGACGAACGCCGAAGUCAUAUUACGGCAAACUCCUCAGGUUUCACGUGAGACCAUAGCUUCUCCAAUUGGAAACCAUGGGUCUUCAGGGAGAUGCAAACUGGCUAUUGUAGGCAUGGCAGGUCGCUUUCCAGAUUCAGCUAGUCACGAAGCCCUCUGGGAACUUCUUGAAAAGGGCAUUGACGCUCAUCGUGUUGUGCCUGCUGACCGGUUUCCGGUUGACAGCCAUUACGAUCCGACGGGGAAAGCCAUUAAUACCAGCCAUACACCAUAUGGAAACUGGAUUGAGAACCCGGGUUUCUUCGAUCCGCGGUUUUUCAAUAUGUCACCUCGGGAGGCAUUUCAAACCGAUCCAAUGCAGCGUUUAGCCCUGACGACUGCGUACGAGGCUCUCGAGAUGUCCGGUUACGUACCAAACCGAACGCCAUCCACGAGACUAGAUCGUAUCGGUACCUUUUAUGGCCAGACAUCAGACGACUGGCGUGAGAUCAACGCCGCACAAGAAGUCGAUACCUAUUAUAUUACCGGCGGUGUUCGAGCUUUCGGCCCCGGCCGAAUAAACUACCAUUUUGGUUUCAGCGGGCCCAGCUUGAAUAUCGAUACGGCGUGUUCAUCCAGUGCUGCAGCGCUUCAGGUUGCUUGCACAUCAUUAAGGGCAAAGGAGUGUGAUACUGCAAUCGUUGGCGGUCUUUCCUGCAUGACAAAUUCGGAUAUUUUCUCUGGAUUAAGUCGCGGCCAAUUUUUGUCUAAAGAACACAACUGCAACACGUUUGACAAUGAUGCGGACGGUUAUUGCAGAGCGGAUGCAUGCGCAUCGGUGGUGGUUAAACGUCUUGAUGAUGCAUUAGCAGAUAAAGACAACAUCCUCGCAGUUAUACUCGGCGCGCAGACGAAUCAUUCAGCAGAUGCUAUCUCUAUCACCCACCCCCAUGGGCCAACACAAUCUAUUUUGUCGUCAGCCAUUUUAGACGAAGCUGGCGUAGAUCCACUCGACGUGGACUAUGUAGAGAUGCACGGUACCGGUACCCAGGCUGGCGACGGUACGGAAAUGGUGUCUGUUACCGACGUCUUCGCUCCGGCUAAUCGACAUAGAGCUGCGGAUAGACCGUUGUUCCUCGGCGCAGUGAAGGCAAACAUUGGUCAUGGCGAGGCCGCAUCUGGUGUCACUGCCCUCAUCAAAGUCCUGAUGAUGCUAAAGAAGAACGCUAUCCCUCCCCACAUCGGCAUCAAGAAGGAGAUCAAUAAAACAUUCCCAUCAGACCUUGGUGAGCGCGGUGUCAAUAUUGCCUUCCACAAGACGCCGUUCACCCGAAGGGACGGAAAGCCAAGGCGAGUUUUUGUCAACAAUUUUAGCGCAGCUGGUGGUAACACUGGCCUUCUACUUGAAGACGCUCCACGAUAUAAGACGGCUAUCGUAGACCCUCGCAGUCAGCAUGUCAUCACCGUAACUGCCAAGUCAAAGGCUGCCAUGAUCCGGAACGCGGAAAAUCUGGUCAAGUGGAUGGAGGAGAAUCCCUCCACUUCUGUAUCUCACGUGGCCUACACUACAACUGCUCGCAAGAUUCAACACUACUGGCGCAUGAAUGUGACUGCCUCCAGCUUAGUCGAAGCCCAAGAAGCCAUAAAGGAGCGUUUGAAGUCGAACUUCGUACCUGUUUCCCCCGAGCAGCCCAAGGUUGCAUUCCUCUUCACUGGCCAAGGUUCCCAUUAUGCUGGUCUUGGCAGGGAUCUAUAUUCCCAUUACUCUAUAUUCCGCCAGGCGAUUAAUGAAUAUAAUCAUCUCUCUCUCGUUCACGGCUUUCCAUCGUUCCUCCCUCUUAUCGACGGCACCGAGUCCGAUGUGCAGAAGCUCUCGCCUGUUGUCGUACAGCUCGGGCUAGCAUCUUUUGAAAUGGCUCUUGCAAAACUGUGGAUUUCUUGGGACAUCCAGCCCAGUGCUGUCUUAGGCCAUAGCUUGGGCGAAUAUGCUGCUCUUCACAUUGCUGGUGUUAUAUCUGCCAGUGAUGCUAUAUUCCUUGUUGGUGCUCGUGCCCAACUUCUCGUCGAGAAGUGCACGGCGGGCACCCACGCCAUGCUUGCCGUGCAAGGUUCCGUGGAGACUGUCACGGAGGCACUUGGCGAUAGCGCAGCUACGACCAACAUUGCUUGCAUCAAUGGCCCACGGGAGACCGUUCUUAGUGGUGGCUCUGGCGAGAUUGCUGAUAUUGCCGAACAACUCGGUGGAGCCGGCUUCAAGUGCACUCAACUCAAGGUUCCCUUUGCUUUCCACUCCGCUCAAGUUGAACCUAUCCUGGAUGAAUUUGAGCUACUGGUUCGCUCGGUUCGCUUUGAAACCCCCAAGAUUCCCGUAAUUUCACCUCUUCACGGCAAACUCCUCGAAGGAGAGCCUAUUAACCCCGUAUAUCUUCGCAAGCAUGCCCGAGACGCAGUCAACUUCCUUGGAGGCCUCGUAUCUGCUCAACAAUCUGGCGUCAUCGACGAAAAGACCGUUUGGCUUGAAAUUGGCCCACAUCCCGUGUGUGCCAACAUGGUCAAGGCAGCCUUUGGUGCCAGUACCAUCGCCGUCCCAAGUAUGCGUCGCAACGAGCCUACCUACAAGACUCUCAGUGCGACCCUAUGCACUCUUCAUUCCGCUGGUUUGAACAUUGAUUGGAACGAAUUUCACCGUGAUUUCGACGCAUCUGUCCGGUUGCUAGACCUACCCGCAUAUUCCUUCGACUUAAAGAAUUACUGGCUACAAUACACGGGUGAUUGGUGUAUUACCAAAAACCGUGGCGCUAUUACUGCGCCUGUCAAGACUAUUGAGGCGAGCAAGCCGAAAUUGUCAACUACUACCGUCCAGCGAAUCACGAAGGAAGAGGUUAAAGGCGACAUUGUUGUUUUGGAGACCGAAUCCGACCUAGCCGAGGAGAACCUACGGAAGAUCUGCUCCGGUCAUCGUGUCAACGGUACUUGCCUUACUCCAUCCAGUCUUUACGGCGACAUGGCCAUGACAAUCUGCGAAUAUGCAUAUAAACUGUUACGUCCCGAAACGAAGGACAUUGGCAUGAAUGUUGCUCACAUGGAAGUACCAAAAACCCUAAUAUUUGAUGCCAAGGCGACAAGUCAGAUCUUGCGAAUGGAAGUUAAAGCUAACGUUGCUGAGAACAUCGCUGAUAUUACAUGGACGAGCGGUGAGGGUGCUCGAAAGACACAACAUGCCGUAUGCAAAGUUUAUUAUGGCGAUAACCAGCAGUGGCUAGAUGAAUUCGAGCGGGUCAGUUACUUGAUCAAGUCGCGCAUCGGUGCAUUGAAGGCUGCUGAACAACGGGGCGAAGCUUCGAAGAUUGGUCGGGGGCUUGCAUACAAGCUCUUUGCCGCUUUGGUCGACUAUGAUGCCCGAUACCGAGGCAUGGAAUCUGUCAUCCUGGAUAGCGAGACUUGUGAAGCUACUGCUAAGGUCGUUUUCCAGACCUCGCCCCAAGAUGGUAGCUUCCAUACUGCGCCAUACUGGAUCGACUCCGUUUGCCAUAUCUCCGGCUUCAUCGUAAACGGUACCGAUGCUGUUGACUCCCGCGAGCAGGUUUACAUUUCCCACGGUUGGGGCAAUAUGAGAUUCGCUGAGAGACUCGACGCUUCCAAAACAUACCAGACCUACAUUCGUAUGCAGAAUGUCAAAGGAACCAAGAUGAUGGCGGGCGACGCAUAUAUCUUCGACGGAGAUAAGCUGAUUGGCAUUGGCGGUGAUAUACGUUUCCAGGCUAUCCCUCGUAGGAUUCUUAACACUGUUCUGCCUCCCCAGGGUGCUGCCGCCGCCGCCGUCGCUCGUACUGCCCCGGCUGCUGCCAAGGCUCCUGUCAAGGAAAAGAAGCAAGUUACCACAUCUAAUCUUCCCGCUGUCAACAAGAAGCUUGCACAAACUUCCAUUGUUGUUCAAGUCAUGGAAAUAGUCUCUAAGGAAACCGGUGUCAGCCAUGAUGAGUUAGCGGACAACAUUGCCUUUGCGGAUCUUGGUGUCGACUCACUAAUGGGACUGACCAUUAGCGGGCGACUUCGUGAGGAACUCGAGCUCAAUGUCGACUCACACGCCUUUAAUGACCAUGCCACAGUUGGAGCAUUCAAAAAAUUCUUAUCCCAGUUUGAAUCAACGACGGCAACGGUGGUUUCGGAGUCAAGUGGAUCAAGCGGCACUUCUGAUAGUGACGAUGAUAUCGAGUCGGACUCUGAGGUCACUACUCCUGGUGAGAGCGACAAAGGAUCGAUAAAGGGUGAUGGCGCUCCAGCUGAAGCUGGAAACAACAAUGAAAUCCAGCAAAUUAUCCGCGAAACCAUAUGCGCUGAGAUGGGUGUCGAGGUUGAAGAGAUUAUUGCCGCCCCUGACUUGGCCGCGCUUGGAAUGGAUUCGCUAAUGAGCUUGUCGAUCUUGGGUAUACUUCGCGAGAAAACAGGCCUUGAUAUUCCCUCCGAUCUCCUAGGUCACAACCCUUCCCUCAAGGAUAUCGAGAAAGUCCUCGGAGUCGAAGAUAAGCCCAAACGUGCUGCUGCUGCCCCGAAGCCCGCCUCACCCAAGGUUGCCAAGCCUAAGUCUGACUCCAAGUCCGUGGUUAAGAGCAUUUCAAAGGCCGAGUCGGUCUUCGAUCCUUACCCUCACCGAAAGGCCACGUCUGUCCUCCUCCAGGGAAACCACCGUACUGCAACUCGUCAGCUCUUCAUGAUACCCGAUGGCAGCGGUAGUGCCACAUCUUACACUGAAAUCUCUCAGCUGGGCUCCGAUGUUGCCGUAUGGGGCAUGUUUUCUCCGUUCAUGAAAACACCUGAAGAGUAUAAAUGUGGGGUGUAUGGAAUGGCCACGAAGUUCAUCGAGGAGAUGAAGCGUCGGCAACCGGAAGGCCCUUACGCUGUCGCUGGUUGGUCUGCCGGCGGGGUUAUUGCCUAUGAAAUCGUCAACCAGCUCACCAAGGCCAAUGAAGAAGUCUCGCACCUCAUUAUCAUCGACGCACCUUGCCCUAUCACCAUUGAGCCCCUGCCCGCAGGUCUCCACGCAUGGUUUGCCGAAAUUGGUCUCCUUGGAGAGGGUGAUGGUGUUGAGGCCAAGAAGAUUCCUUCUUGGCUACUCCCCCACUUCGCAGCAUCGGUAACCGCUCUAUCCAACUAUACCGCCGAGCCAAUCCCUAAGGACAAAUGCCCCAAGGUCACGGCUAUAUGGUGCGAGGACGGUGUCUGCAAGUUACCUACAGACCCUCGACCCGAUCCUUAUCCGACCGGCCACGCCCUCUUCCUCCUUGACAACCGAACAGACUUCGGCCCUAACCGUUGGGACGAAUAUCUCGACAUCGGUAAGAUGAAGUUUCACCAUAUGCCUGGCAACCACUUCUCGAUGAUGCACGGCGACCUCGCGAAACAGCUGGGUAGUUUCAUGAAGGAAGGGAUACGCUCUUAG
This is a messenger RNA of Hypoxylon fragiforme, 6477 nucleotides long. Its product is annotated as polyketide synthase. Gene Ontology annotation, biological process: fatty acid biosynthetic process; secondary metabolite biosynthetic process. NCBI's taxonomy places the organism in Eukaryota, Fungi, Ascomycota, Sordariomycetes, Xylariales, Hypoxylaceae. The transcript has 3 exons. Gene Ontology annotation, molecular function: fatty acid synthase activity; 3-oxoacyl-[acyl-carrier-protein] synthase activity; phosphopantetheine binding. The coding region runs from base 1 to 6477 and encodes 2158 amino acids. The record is from RefSeq and is a predicted model, not a curated record.